Lycium barbarum (goji berry) is the source of this 1844-nucleotide messenger RNA. RefSeq names its product probable serine/threonine-protein kinase PBL25. Gene Ontology annotation, biological process: protein phosphorylation. The record is from RefSeq and is a predicted model, not a curated record. The transcript has 5 exons. The coding region runs from base 120 to 1445 and encodes 441 amino acids. Lineage: Eukaryota; Viridiplantae; Streptophyta; Magnoliopsida; Solanales; Solanaceae. Gene Ontology annotation, molecular function: protein kinase activity; ATP binding.
UUUGCGUAGUAUUACUUUCAAAGACCCCUCUCUUUCCUUUUUCAUAUUUUCCAAAACAAUUGAAGGGUUUGGCAUUUUCAAUUUCUUGUUGAUAGUUUGAUACUUUUUUAAUCAAAGAGAUGAGUUGUUUUUCAUGUUUUUCAUCACAUGAAAAGAAGUCAUCGUCGAAAAGUUCACAUAAUACUACUAAGAGAAGAGAACCAUCGCCUGAGAUUCAUCCUCAAGAAGAGGCCCUAUUGCAACAAUCGUCCUCGAAGCUAAAGCCACAAAGGCAAACGCCAACACAAAUACCAUCAAAUCCACAUUCUCGAUUUGAAGCCACACACCAAAAGGCUUCUAGCAAAGAAGAUGGCAACAACAAUAUUGCAGCUCAAACUUUCACAUUCAGAGAACUUGCAACAGCUACGAAGAAUUUUCGACAAGAAUGUCUUAUAGGUGAAGGUGGAUUUGGACGUGUCUACAAGGGUCGCCUUGACAAAACUGAUCAGAUUGUAGCAGUGAAGCAACUUGAUCGUAAUGGAUUGCAAGGAAAUAAAGAAUUCCUAGUAGAAGUGUUGAUGUUGAGUCUUCUGCACCAUUCUAAUCUAGUAAAUUUAAUAGGGUAUUGUGCUGAUGGAGAACAAAGACUUUUGGUUUAUGAAUACAUGCCAUUGGGAUCAUUGGAGGAUCAUCUACUUGAUCUUCAACCAGGCAAACCUCCUCUAGAUUGGUUCACCAGGAUGAAAAUAGCAUUAGAUGCAGCCAAAGGACUAGAAUAUCUACAUGACAAAGCCAAUCCACCCGUCAUAUACAGAGACUUGAAGUCCUCAAAUAUAUUGUUGGAUAAAGAGUACAGUGCAAAAUUAUCAGAUUUUGGAUUAGCAAAACUUGGACCAAUUGGUGAUAACACACAUGUUUCUUCUAGAGUUAUGGGAACAUAUGGUUAUUGUGCUCCAGAGUACCAAAGGACUGGCCAAUUAACUGUUAAAUCUGAUGUUUAUAGCUUUGGUGUUGUUUUAUUGGAGCUAAUUACUGGGAAGAGAGCAGUUGAUAUUACAAGGGAUGGACAUGAACAGAAUUUAAUUACAUGGGCUGAACCCGUAUUAAAAGACACAAGUAGAUACAUAGAACUAGCUGAUCGAAUUCUUGAUGAUGACUUCCCAAAGAAAAGUUUCAAUCAAGCAGUUGCUGUUGCUGCAAUGUGCUUACAAGAUGAUCCAGCCGUUCGUCCACUAAUUAGUGAUGUUGUCACUGCACUUAGUUACCUUGGUGAAGAACCCAACAAUAACUCGGGAUUAAUUGGUAAGUCACCAAUAAAUACUAUAAAAUUACAAUUGCAUGACGAAAAAAGUCAUGAUCAAGAAGAAGAAGAAAUAAAUGAAGUAGAAAGGCAGAAAGCAGUUGCCGAGGCCAUAGAAUGGGGAGAAAAUUCAAGAAACACAAUGCAAGAUCACAAGCUUAAUUAAUUCUUCCAUUAUAUUAGACUUAUCGGGAUUCAAGUCCUCCAGGGAGAUAUCAUGACUGCGGAGGCGGAGCUAGGAUCUAAAGUUUAUGGAUCGGGAUUCUAGUCCUUUAAAGGUAUAUACAUAUUCAAUGUAUUUUAAAAUAUAAGUAUAGGGUUCGGACUAAAGUUAGUAGAUUCGGUCGAACCCACAACCGAAGCACUAACUCCGCCCCUGAUCAUGAGCAGAGUCAGAUAUGCGGCAAGUUAUGUAGGUCCUGUUGAACCAUCGCUAUCGGUUCAAACUAUUUAUACAUACGCAAAAAAGAAAAGUAUUUAAUUAUGAGGUUAACUAAUAUCCAUCGAUGGUGGAAAAAAAAAGAACUUUUAUACUAUUAGGUCAUCUUUUCCUGUUGUAGCAGGU